This is a messenger RNA of Lentinula edodes (shiitake mushroom), 1563 nucleotides long. RefSeq lists its product as uncharacterized. Lineage: Eukaryota; Fungi; Basidiomycota; Agaricomycetes; Agaricales; Omphalotaceae. The transcript has 4 exons. The record is from RefSeq and is a predicted model, not a curated record. The coding region runs from base 1 to 1563 and encodes 520 amino acids.
AUGCUCCUACCGAAUGCUGAAAUAUCCACGUCCUUCACAAAAGUCAUAUUGGCAACCGUCGAAUCUACUUCCUCCUUAGCCCCUCCAUCACUAUCGCCAUCGUUCGCGGAUGCUACAAGUCCUUGUGUUGUCAUUGGCAGUUGUCCUCGAACGGUUGUCGGGAUUCUGUGGAGUUGCCUAGCUGUUCUUUUUACCUGUACUUGGGUAGCAGUUCAUCCGAACAUCCCCCGACCAAAUAAAGUUGAGCAAUGGAAGGGAAUAAAGCAGAGAAUUGGAUUCAUGCUGUUGACACUCAUUGCACCAGAGGCAACAUUGUGGAUUGCUGUACGGCAACGGCUUGCAGCGAGGGAACUCGUGAAGAGACAUAGGGCCAAUGGGUGGACUAUGACACACGCUCAUUUUGCAUUGAUGGGUGGCUUCACUCUUUCGUUGCCCAAAGGAUCUCGAUCGGGUGUAAACCAUCUCUAUAAUCUUCCCGAUAACUUCGAUACUGCUACUUUCAUCGGUCAAAUUGACGAAGAGGAAAUCCAGGAUCGAAGUCAUAGUGAUGGUUUAACCAAGGUCAUAGCAAUUGGGCAAACCGGUUGGUUCAUCAUUCAGCUUGCUGCACGUUGGGUUCAGGAUCUACCCUUCACUGAGCUCGAGGUCAUGACUGUUGCUUUUGCAACUAUCAAUAUCAUGACCUACACCUUUUGGUUCAAGAAGCCACUGCGAGUCCAAUACCCAAUCCGUGUUCAGGCGACACGGGACGACUUGGAAAAAGUCAAAGAGAGUGAUAGUGAUAUCAAGUCUUCCCCAAUUGCGUCUCCGUUGUCACGACCAUCCUCGACACAUUCACUCGAUAAUGACCGAGAACUGGAAUCCACACCUGAUCUUGAUGAUGUAGAUCGCAAUAUAAGCUACAAUCAUGCGUCCAUGCCAGAUGAAGAGCAAAGCGAGCCGUUUCUGUCGGAUCUUGGGGCGGGAGAAACAGUGCCAUUUAUGGAGUUGAAUCCGAUUUCGGAGUCUGCAGCUUUGAGCCAGCCUCACGACUCAAACGGGAACCAUGCGCCUAAAGACAGAUUUCAGGAAGCCUUUAUGAUAGGCUGGGACAAUGUUUUCAACAAUUCUUCAGAGGAAGUUCUAUACCAGGAUGAACAGGACGUCAACGAGAAAAUUGAAGAGUUACUCAAGGGCAGUGAUCUUCGGUUCAAGAUCUACAAGAUAUCGCUGCUUAUACCCUGUGCGGUCGCAGCCCUCUUUGGGUUGAUCCACUGGAUUGGGUGGAUCUCAACAUUUCCGACGAGAACUGAGGAGAUAACGUGGAGGAUAUCUUCUAUUGUGGUAACUUUCAUUCCAGUUCAUGUUGAGCUGGCGUACAAAGCAUACGCUCAAAGGCAUGAUAUACUUUUGACUGCUCCUGAUUUCCUCAAGUAUGUUUUUGGGAUUAUCUGGUAUAUUGCACCUUUAGCUUAUGUCAUGGCUCGUUGGAUUCUCAUUGUCCAAUCGUUUCUUACUCUGAGGGACUUACCUUGUAGUGCUUUGCAAAAUGUUGAAUGGACCGAUUAUAUACCACAUAUCUAG